Monodelphis domestica (gray short-tailed opossum) is the source of this 3802-nucleotide messenger RNA. RefSeq names its product von Willebrand factor A domain-containing protein 5A. The record is from RefSeq and is a predicted model, not a curated record. NCBI's taxonomy places the organism in Eukaryota, Metazoa, Chordata, Mammalia, Didelphimorphia, Didelphidae.
AAACAGCUGAUUCUUUCCCUCUAAUAAAUUGUCAGUGUCUUUGGGAGGGCCGGGCUUUUCAGAAAUGUAAACAACUGAUUCUUUCACUUUACCAUGAAACUUGGAAUCGGGAAGUACUUCUGAGCAGAUUUUCAUCAGGGAACAUCCUUGUGGUCUUCUCACCCUCUCUAAGCAGCCAGGGCUAUUUUGGCAAAAAUGCUGAAGAAGUUUCUUAAUUCUUUCUCCAGCUUAUUUUACAAAGGAAGAAACGAGCAAACAGGGAUUACCAGCAUGGAACAUCCUUGUGGUCUUUUCACCCUCUCUAAUCAGCCAGUUCCUCUCAAGAGCAUCUCAGUGGAUGUGUCUAUCAAUCAGUUUGUGGCAGAUGUGUCUGCAACCCUGGACUACAAGAAUGAGGAAACAGGCCCUGUGGAAGCAUUGUUUGUGUUCCCCAUGGAUGAAGACUCUGCUGUUUAUAGCUUCCAGGCUGUGGUGGAUGGGAAGAAUAUAGUGGCAGAAAUCCGAGAAAAGCAGCAGGCUCAGGAAGAUUAUGAGAAUGCUAUCUCCCAAGGCCAGGCAGCCUUCCUACUGGAGCAGGAUAGCAGCUCUGGGGACAUUUUCAGAUGUAGUAUAGGAAAUCUGCCCCCUGGCCAGAAGGCUACUGUCACCAUGAGCUAUGUUCAGGAACUGUCCCUUGAAGCAGAUGAGGCUGUUCGAUUUGUGCUCCCAGCCAUCUUGAACCCACGCUACCUUCUCCAAGAAUCAGCUGAGACUAACAGCAUCACCUCUUACAUUUCCCGGAUUCUUGGCAAGGAGUUGCCCUACACAUUUAGUGUCAGCGCCAAUAUCUGCUCCUCUAAUGGCAUUGAGAAGGUCCAUUCCAGCUGUGCCCUGAGUCCCCUGAAGUACUUGGCAGAUGACAAGACAGUUGCCCAGGUUUCCUUGGCUGAAGGGCACAAAUUUGAUCGGGAUGUUGAGAUUCUGGUUUACUAUGGGGGAAGAAACACUCCCAGUGUCUCCUUGGAGCUUCCCCAAGCUGGUGCCAAACCAGGUUCCCUGAUGGGAGACACAGCUAUGAUGGUGAGUUUCUACCCUAGCAUCUCUGUGGCUGAGGGAGAGAGCACUUCUGGUGAAUUUAUCUUCCUCGUGGACCGCUCAGGGAGCAUGAAUUCACCACUGAAUUUUGAAAAGGGUUCCCAGUUCCGCAUAUCAAGUGCCAAGGAAACUCUGAUCCUGCUGCUGAAGAGUUUGCCUCUUGGCUGUUAUUUCAAUAUCUAUGGAUUUGGAUCCACUUUUGAUUACUUCUUCCCAGAAAGUGUGGAGUACACACAGCAGACCAUGGAGGAGGCUGUGCAGAGAGUAAAGUCUCUUAAAGCUGACCUGGGAGGGACUGAAAUCUUGGAGGCACUGACGGACAUUUACAGCAAAUCCUGCAAACCAAACCACCCCCGGCAGCUCUUUGUCUUCACAGAUGGAGAAGUUUGUGAUACAGGUUUGGUCAUUGCUGAAGUUCAACGCCACAGCCAGAAUCACAGGUGUUUCUCUUUUGGAAUUGGAGAAGGGGCUUCUACCAGCCUUAUUAAAGGCAUUGCACGGGCAUCUGGAGGCACUGCAGAAUUCAUCAUGGACAAGGACAGAAUGCAGCUCAAGGCUCUUCGGUCCCUAAAGCGAGCCUUGCAGCCAGUGGUCCAGGAUAUCUCCUUUACUUGGACUCUACCUCUUGGGGUGGAGACCACCUUGCUCUCCCCAGCUCCUACUAUGAUCUUCCAUGGUCAGAGGUUAAUUGUCUAUGCCCAAUUGAAAGGGACCAAUGCACCCAAAGGAGCAGCAGGUGAGGUAUGUCUUCAGUACACACUCUGUGGUAAUAUUGUCAGGAGCACAGUGCCAUUCUCCUUGGAUCCCAAAGCAGAUGACAAACUUACCAUUCACCGCCUGGCUGCCAAGUCCUUGAUCCAGACCCUAGAAAGAAGUUCACAGGAUGCUGCAGAAGAGAAGAAAAAAGUGGUGGAUAUCAGCCUCCAGUCAGGAGUUGUCUCCCCUCACACAGCCUACAUUGCUAUCAAUAAGGAGCUCAACGAGCCCAUUCAGGGGCCCCUAACUCAGAGGGAUAUUCCAUUGGCUCAUAGAUGUCAUGAUGGGAGAAAGUUUCUGGGAGUUCCUCAGAAAAAUAUUGGUGUCCCUCUGGCUGAUUUACCUAGAAGUGCUGUCAGGAGUCUUCUUAGUGCAGAUCACUGUGUGCCUUAUUUUGUGAGUGAUGAAUGUGAUGAUGAUGACCCUUUCACACUAUCUGACAAUGAGUCUCCACUUCUACAGCUGAUUUCCCUCCAGAAGGCAGAUGGUUCCUGGGAACUGGAUGAAGCUCUGACUUCAGUCCUGGGUGUGAGUGUUCAGGCUGCACUGGCUGCAUUGCCUGAUCAGAGUAAAGAUGUCCCAAGCUGGGCCACUAUCUUGGCUGUGCUGUGGCUGCACAGCAGCUUUUGGGGCCAGAGAGAAGAAUGGGAACUUCUGGAAAAGAAGGCUGUGGCAUGGAUCCAGGCUCAUUCUGACUCCUCCCUGGGUGAAUGUAUUGAAGCUGCCAAUGCUCUUCUGAAAUCCUCUGUGGAUCCUGCAGUCUUUGGCCUGUGAGAGUAGAGAUGGAAGAUUUUAAGAGUUUAUCUCUGGCUCCUUCUCCUUAGCCUCUCUGCUGCUGAGAGCUCUUGGUGUGCUUCCCUUCCCAGUUAUGGCUCAUUUCCCAUAGGAAGUAGUCAGUCAGAUACAGUUUGUUUUAAUUCAGGUAUUUCUUUAGUGCCCUGCUCUGGGCUGGACACUGCUAGGAGCUAGCAUUACAGAGACAAAAAUGAUAGUCCCCUCACCCAAGCAGCUUGCAUUCUUCUGGGGAAAGCAAGAAGUUUACAGAUCAGCAAAUUCCAAAAUAUGUACAAAUAAAUAAAAAUAAUCUGGGGAGAUAGGAGCAUGAAAUAGCAACAGGGACAAUUGUGAAAGGAUUCUUUCAAUUCCACAAAUUUUUCUAAGCACCCACAUACUCUACAUUUUCAUUCUUUGUGGUUAUCAGAAUUUGUGUCAUUGCAUGAACCCAUGAAGUUCCAAUUUGGGGGAAGGCAGUUAUUAGUAUAUCUUUUUUCCUUGCUCCUUUAGAAUAUUUCAAAGCAUAUUAAAGGCAGAAUGAUUCCUCCAUUCUUUUAAAAUGUGAAAUGAAGGACCUAGUUUGAAGUGUCUUUAACCUAUGUGCAGAUAGAUAUUGGACUUGAGGAGAGAAUGAAAAAAUGGGAGUAGGACAUGUGUCUAAUGUGUUAUUAUAUAACAGAAUUAAAACUGCUUGUAUUAAAUGACUUUUAAAAAAUUCUUCUAAAACUUUAUUUGCAUACUACCCGAACAAAGCUGGUGAAUAAAGACUCCAAAUCCAGGAAGCUAAUUCUAGGGACAGAGAUUGGGAAGAGAUACUUAAACCCUCCCACCCACAGGUCAAAUUGCACUGGACCAUUGUGAUUCUAUGUGAGGCCUUUACAUCCUCUACAAGCACUGAUGUGCUCAUGUUGCAAUCUGUGGGAAACAGUGAUUUCUCUGUGGACAUGGAGGUGGAGAUCUUUGACUCUGAGCUGAAGGACCUUUGCUUUUAUUCCCUGUUCUCUGCUGAGUAGUUGUGGUAGUAGUAAUAGUAGUAAUAGAUCAAUAUCUACUUUUCUCUGAAAUGAAGGAAAAGGCCUCUCUGCAGUUAUGAUCAGGCCCUAAUAGCCUCACUUGUUUCAUCAUGGAUACGUAAGCUUUUCAGAAACAUGUUAUUUACUCUUUUCUAGUAGCCAAAAUAAAAAGACUUGCCUAUUAA